Cladophialophora immunda is the source of this 2986-nucleotide messenger RNA. RefSeq lists its product as uncharacterized. Gene Ontology annotation, molecular function: zinc ion binding; DNA-binding transcription factor activity, RNA polymerase II-specific. The record is from RefSeq and is a predicted model, not a curated record. Bases 42 to 2138 code for a protein of 698 amino acids. Lineage: Eukaryota; Fungi; Ascomycota; Eurotiomycetes; Chaetothyriales; Herpotrichiellaceae. Gene Ontology annotation, biological process: regulation of DNA-templated transcription. The transcript is spliced from 5 exons.
UCAGAUGCGUGGACGUCACUUGCGCCGCAGCACUGAACAACAUGGAGAACCCUCGGCCGGUCGAGCCUGAGCCUGAGCCUGACGAGACUCAAUUCUGGCAUGGUUUGUCUAAUGAACAAAGAACUGCCCUACAAGUGACUGCUGCACUUCUCGGGAGAAGCGUCCGUGAGUUACUGCUGAUACGGAUUGAUGCCUCCUCUGCUCAGCAGUUUAGUGACCCCGAAAAUCCGGCUGCAACGCAUCCCGACGUGUCAGCGAGCAACCUGAACUUCGCCUUCGCAGAUCCAGACCUUGAUGUAUUCGAGGCCUUGCAUUACGAUCCUCUCGCUUCAGAAUAUCUCGGGAUUGCGGAUGGGCCUUCAUUCACACAGCCAGAACCUGAUUUCGAUCCCUCCUGGUUUGGUCAGGCUGGCCAGGAUUUCGACGACUCCUUGGAACUAUUAGACUCCUUUGACUUGAAUACAGCGUCUGAGCAUGGUGCCUCGUCCGCAAUCACCAAUUUGAGAGACAUUCUUCUUGAAACCGACGAGACGAUCAACGAUCCUUUUUCUUUACGGUGCAACAACGUGCAAGUGAUGCCCCACGACACAUCAACAAAUUCGUCAUCUUCUCUUAGUUCCUGGAUAAACAUCACUCCCCCUUCAGAGCGAGCACACUCACCGACACAACGCUCACUUUCGGCCAACCCGAACAAAGAACCUCAAGAUACCCUCGAUCUCGACCAGACACCCAGCUCAAGCAGUCGUCGUCGGAAGACUCCUUCGCACGUGACUGGGAGCACUCAUUCAAGAUCCAAUGGCUCGGAACGGAUCGGUAGGGCAAACAGGCAAGAAGAGGGUGUCUUACAGGCCUCACGGAAUCGAAAGUCCCGCGGCGCAUUCACAACAGAGCAGGACAGGGACAAUACUGCGCUGACGCGAAAGUUGAACGCAUGCAUGCGUUGCCGAAAUCUUCGCAUCCGGUGCGAGCCAAACCCUGUUAACCCAAAUGGACAAUGUUUGACUUGCGCCAAAAGAUCAAGACCGAGGCUGUCGGUUCUCCCUUGCUUGCGCUACCGAAUUUCAGACGUCUCAUUGUAUCGAGAGGAACUCAGACCGAAUGUCAUCUGGACUAGCCGAUGGCAGAAUAACGAAUCUCACAACGUUACAACCUGGGCAAACGACCAAAUAAGGAGAGUGCGAGUAACGCAGGGACUUCCACAAGCAAGCUACGAAUUGGAGGUGCGGGAAUUUCAGGCCAACCCGGGUGACUCCUUGGAAAAGAUCUGGGUGCACAACGGGGAGGUGAAGAAGGUUGCGAUCAGACCUUUUGCUAUUGUCGACAUGUCCCAGGCGGCAACCGUGGGAAAGCAAUACCUUGAUGAGAACGUCCUCAAAUACGUGACCGACACUAUGUCAUCGGAAGAUCCGCUCAUCCAGGAAACAUAUCGCAUGGCAUACAGGCAGGCGACAGAGUCUGAGAAGCCAGAAGAACGCAUUCUGCUGUCCAGCGUACUUCGGCUGUGGGUUGCAGCUAGAGUGGCGAGCAGAACGGAAUGGAUCUGUGGAGAUGAUACACUGGGUAUGAAGCCCGUGGCUGAUCCUUCGAGUCCUUACUAUGGUCGGAUACCACUCCCACCGGUGAUGAGUGCGCAAAUCUCGAUAAUUUCGCAGCAGUUCAUGCUUAAGCCGUUCAAGUUAGCUGUCCUCGAAACCCUCCAUGGCCUCACCUCAAAGCAGAAAAAGCGGUAUUGGCUUGCCAUCUACCUCGCCAUUUUCAUUCUGCUACACGGCUGUUCGAUGAUGACCAAAAGGGACGAGGAAUAUGCGCGACAGAUAAAUCUUGGAACACGUUUCGCAAACCCCGAGAGUAUUCGAGACCACCACCAUGGCUGCCUCAUCUUGCUACAGUAUUUUCACUCUCGGAACAGAGGAAGGCAGCCGUUUGCAUUGACCAAAGAUCCAAAGGGGCUGGAUGAGCUCCGGAAGUUUGGCGAAUUUGACCAAGUUCAGGUCGAAUUCGUCCGCCGAACAUGGGAGUGUGUUCGAAGAAAUUGGACCUCGAUGAUAGAAGCACGAGACAAGAAAGACUUUGGAAACAGCUACUAUUUCGUUUCGCAACUCUUUGAUGAGCCCUGGAAGCCAUCAUCAACCGCAUAACAUGGAGCAUUGAAAAGGAAAACUCGUCCGACACCACCCGACAAGCCGACUCCCAUCUAGUCGCAAGAGGGCGGCUGGCUUACACAAACGACCGUCCACCUUGACGGGUUUGAAAUCCCAUACACAAGUUCGGUCGUCGUCAUCGAAUACUCGUGCCCAUGCCAACUCCAAUGCAAGUGGGAGUGUCCACAGCGAUUGCUGAUUGCUCAACGAUAGCCGCAGACGGUGACGUUGUGAGUCAGUCUCCCUCGUCCUCAAGUGCUUCGCGGGAAUACAGGAUAGUCAUUUUGUUGAUGACACACAUGUCGCCUUUCUUCAUGGGACAGCUUGACGGAAUUGGCUUCUGCAAUGAAGUGGACUGCAUCUAGUGCUUCGGCUUGUUUUGCCGUCAGUGCUGGGAUAGCUUUGCUCCGCGGAGUCUCGGGCGAGCCCUCCAAGAGUCUUUUCGACAUGCCCAGGAGGAUUUUCUGAUCGACAUGGAACAGCAAGGGCUUGUUUGUGAUAUGGAGGGGUGCGCCCAAAACUACGCGGCCAAAGACGCCAGUGAGGAGAUGACACAUGGAGCAUUAUUUUUGAGGGAACUCAGGUUACCUGGCAAGCCUGGAUGAUUCGAAUCUGCCCGAAAUCGAGCAUCAACGCAUUCUCCCUCGUUAUCAGUAGCCAACAUGAACGAAUGAUUGCCAGCCUGAGAAGUGACUCGUGGUCCUGAUGAUGAAUGACCUGCGUGUCAAUUAUGCACCGCUGAUGCAACCUAUGCCAUGUUCUGUCUCGCAGAGACUAUCUUCAACAACACAAUUCGAUCCCAAUUCUUUGUUGUCGGACACCCAGAAUUGACUCUGAAAUAUCCC